Macaca mulatta (Rhesus monkey) is the source of this 2606-nucleotide messenger RNA. It is a transcript of the gene GNB1, whose product is annotated as G protein subunit beta 1. Gene Ontology annotation, biological process: signal transduction. The record is from RefSeq and is marked provisional. Gene Ontology annotation, molecular function: protein binding. Lineage: Eukaryota; Metazoa; Chordata; Mammalia; Primates; Cercopithecidae.
GAGGCGGCGGCGGCGGCGGCGGCGGGAGCGGGAGCGGGAGCGGGCGCGGGCGGCGAGUGGGGAGCGGGGUCUGGAGUGGAGCAGCCGCCGCGGCGGGAGUGGACCGAGCCUUGCCGGUGCGCACCUGCCCGCAGCGCCCGCGGAGCGCGCAGCGCGGCCCGAGCGCGACGACCUCCCGAGCAGCGGCCGAGGCGGCGGUGCGGGCGCGUCAGGCCGCGACGAGGGCGCUGAGACAAGUUUACAUGUAUUGGAGACCAGACCAGAAGCCCUUCUGAAUUAAGAUCUCACAUUCUUGGAGGUGGCAUCGAAGAGCACUAAGAUCAGAAGAUGAGUGAGCUUGACCAGUUACGGCAGGAGGCCGAGCAACUUAAGAACCAGAUUCGAGACGCCAGGAAAGCAUGUGCAGAUGCAACUCUCUCUCAGAUCACAAACAACAUCGACCCAGUGGGAAGAAUCCAAAUGCGCACGAGGAGGACACUGCGAGGGCACCUGGCCAAGAUCUACGCCAUGCACUGGGGCACAGACUCCAGGCUUCUCGUCAGUGCCUCGCAGGAUGGUAAACUUAUCAUCUGGGACAGCUACACCACCAACAAGGUCCACGCCAUCCCUCUGCGCUCCUCCUGGGUCAUGACCUGUGCAUACGCCCCUUCUGGGAACUAUGUGGCCUGCGGUGGCCUGGAUAACAUUUGCUCCAUUUACAAUCUGAAAACUCGUGAGGGGAACGUGCGCGUGAGUCGUGAGCUGGCAGGACACACAGGUUACCUGUCCUGCUGCCGAUUCCUGGAUGACAAUCAGAUCGUCACCAGCUCUGGAGACACCACAUGUGCCCUGUGGGACAUCGAGACCGGCCAGCAGACGACCACGUUUACCGGACACACUGGAGAUGUCAUGAGCCUUUCUCUUGCUCCUGAUACCAGACUGUUUGUCUCUGGUGCUUGUGAUGCUUCAGCCAAACUCUGGGAUGUGCGAGAAGGCAUGUGCCGGCAGACCUUCACCGGCCACGAGUCUGACAUCAAUGCCAUUUGCUUCUUUCCAAAUGGCAAUGCAUUUGCCACUGGCUCAGACGAUGCCACCUGCAGGCUGUUUGACCUUCGUGCCGACCAGGAGCUCAUGACUUACUCCCACGACAACAUCAUCUGUGGGAUCACCUCUGUCUCCUUCUCCAAGAGUGGGCGCCUCCUCCUCGCUGGGUACGACGACUUUAACUGCAACGUCUGGGACGCGCUCAAAGCCGACCGGGCAGGUGUCUUGGCUGGGCAUGACAACCGCGUCAGCUGCCUGGGCGUGACUGAUGAUGGCAUGGCUGUGGCGACAGGGUCCUGGGAUAGCUUCCUCAAGAUCUGGAACUAACGCCAGUAGCAUGUGGAUGCCAUGGAGACUGGAAGACCAUUCCAACUUGGACGCGUUACCAUGAGAGCAUAUCCUAUCCAACCGUACUAACGUGGACACCCUACACCUCCCCUCAGAACUUCAAAAGGGCAAGAUCUUUUUUCCUUCACUUAUUGCUGAAACCAAGAGCACAAUUCCCAGUAAGAGAAGGAUCUCUGUGCUGUAAAACUAAAACAAAUUGUGCAUUCCUUCCGGGGCCAUCGUCUUUGUUUUCUUUUUUGUCUUGAAUGAAUUUUAAAAGGAAAUAUAUAAUAAAAAUGUUAACCAGAAGGUAAACUUGAGUGUAAUUGUGAGACAGACACACCUUUCCACUAGUUUAUUUGAAUUUUAGACCAGUGACCCUGUUUUGUGGCAUUCACGCAAAACACGCUGAGGGCUUUGUUCAUCUGGUCAUCGUGUCCAAAUUUCAGUCAUGUUUGUAGCAAGAUUUUGGAAGCAUUCAUAUUUCCUUUUUAAAAUAUAUUCCUUUGUGUUCAACAGUUAAUCAAAACCAGAGAGUCUAGGGCAGCCUCUCUGGCGUUGUCAGUGAUGUAAAUUCAGUCCCUGAUUUUUAAUUUUCUGUCUAGUGUCACAGAUCAUUGUUGCACACAAACAUGGCAUAGAAAAGAACAUGUUCAGAAGCCAUGGGGCCAAGCACAUGUGGGGACGGUCUCGAAUGCGUGAUCAGAGAAUCCUUCACCUUUGCUGAAAAGUGAGCUCAGAUCCAGCACCAUGUUCCUCCUGACCCAUCCUGUCUAUCUUCUCAGUUGAGUUUUUAAUCUCACUUUGGGUUUCCUUGUGAAGUUGGAGGGAAGUUUAUAAUAGCCUAACACUACCCCACCCCCAACUAGGAGGAACCUCUGUUUUCAAGAGAGAUGCCUGUCCUGUGCUUGGAUAGUCAGUCAAUUAUUUGUGUAUGAAACAAUGUACAAAUCAAUGUUUUGAAAAUAAUGAUCUCAGACUUUCUAAGUUAAAUUUUAAAAAUUUUGAUUGUUUGCCAUAUUGGGUGGGUUUACUCUUAGAAUCGCAUGCUGUAGAAAUGCUCAAAAGUGCAUAUAGGACUCAGUCCUUAGGUGUUCUUUUUCUUUAAGAAAUAACCUCUUACAGUUGUAACCAUUGCGGCUCUGUCCACUUCUCGUUGCUGCUCUGUGGCACAUAUCGGAAGCAGUACAGCGCGCGGCUCUACACGCUUGGGUAGCGGGAUAAGUCACUGUUUUCUUUAUUUCUUUGAAAAAAAA